This is a messenger RNA of Schistosoma turkestanicum, 659 nucleotides long. The record is from the annotation of a GenBank genome assembly. Lineage: Eukaryota; Metazoa; Platyhelminthes; Trematoda; Strigeidida; Schistosomatidae.
UAAAUACAAUGAAAUUAAUUAAAAAGUACAUUACAUUACAUUCAAAAAAUGUUACAUUUCCCAAUGGAAUUUCCAAUAAACAUCAUUGUAAAACAACUGACAUUGAAACUCGAUCAAAUGAUCAAAUCGAUGAAACAAUGGAUUGGCUUAUUCAUAAUGAAAGUAACAUAGGUUUCAUGGAAACCAUUCCACAUGUAUUGAUUAGCUAUAGUCAUGAUGAGAAAGAUAUUGCAAAGUAUUUAGUUGAACAAUUACAAAAUAAAGGUUAUAAGGUAUGGGUUGACUAUCAAGAUCUACUCUAUGAAACUGAUGUAAUGGAUGGGAUAGCAAAAGCUGUGGAAAAUUCUUUUGCAGUUUGUAUUCUUUAUUCAAAAUCAUAUAAAGAAAGUUUCAAUGCGAAAUGUGAAGCUCAGUAUGCUUAUCAUGAAAAAAAACCUUUACUAUUUUUACGUGUACAACGGGGUUAUGUACCAGAUGGGUGGUUAGGUUUUAUGAUUGGUACACGGCUGUAUAUUGAUAUUUCUGGUAAAUAUCCAUUUGAAGAUAAAUUUAUUGAAUUAUGCAAACGAAUCGAUAUGUGCAAACAACACGUGAUCAAGGAAUUGAAUAAUCGCGGUGAAAAGACUACAACAGUGAUAAAUACAAAAGAAAGUCCUUGA